Messenger RNA from Trematomus bernacchii (emerald rockcod), 1539 nucleotides. RefSeq names its product tubby-related protein 1-like. Lineage: Eukaryota; Metazoa; Chordata; Actinopteri; Perciformes; Nototheniidae. Bases 1 to 1539 code for a protein of 512 amino acids. Gene Ontology annotation, biological process: protein localization to cilium. Gene Ontology annotation, cellular component: cilium. Gene Ontology annotation, molecular function: actin filament binding. The record is from RefSeq and is a predicted model, not a curated record. The transcript is spliced from 12 exons.
AUGUCUGCAGAGAAGAAAAACCGAACACUGUGGUCAUCCACAUUGGUCAUCCACAUUGGUCACACUGCUGUUUUUUUUAUCAACAUUAUAGAUGGAAAGAAGGUGAAGAAAAAGAAACCAGAAAAAGAUCAAGAAGAACCAGAAAAGGGAAAAGAAAAGGAGAAAGAGCCAAAAAAGAAAGCCAAAAGUGCUCCAAAAAAGAAAAAAGGUUCAGGCACCGAUAACGACGAUGAUGACGAUGAUGAAGACACCUCCAAAAAGAAGACUAAGAAAAAGACAACAAAAGACAGUUCUCCGUCUUCAACCACUGCCAAAGAAAAGAAAUCUAAAUCAAAAGAGGAAAAAGAUCCUGAUGGAAAAGAAAAAAAAUCCAAGUCAAAGGAGAAGGAGAAGGACAAGAAGAAAGAACCAGCAUCAAUGUUCCAGAUAAACGGAGACAAAGACUCAAAAAGCAAGAAGAAAGCUGCCAAAUCCGACAGUGAUGAGAGUGAGGAGGAGACAAAGUCAACCAAAUCUAAGAAGAAAUCCAGCGCCAGCGCAACAUCCCUCUUCCAAACAUCGUUAGACAAGGACAAGGAUAAAGAUAAAGAUAAAGACAAAGAUAAAGACAAAGAUAAAGACAAAGACAAAGACAAAGACAAAGACAAGAAGACAAAGAAAAAGGCAAAGGCAGAACAGAGUGAUGAUUCUGACUCAGAAAAAGAAGAGAAAUCAAAGAAGAAAAAGGGCAAAGGGAAGAAGAAAAAGGACAGAGCUCCUUCACCAGAGAUUGAGUUUGACAACUUGGAGAAGUUUGUGAUAGAGCCGGCUCCGCAGGGCGUGACGGUGAAAUGCAGAGUGACUCGGGACCAAAGAGGGAUGGACAAGGGCUUCUACCCUCUGUAUUACUUUCACCUUGACAACGAGAAGAAGACAUUCCUGCUGGCUGGGAGGAAAAGGAAGAAAUGUGCAACCUCAAAUUACCUCAUCUCCAUCGAUUCCACAGAUUUAUCGAGAGGUGGAGAGAAUUUUGUUGGAAAGCUGAGGUCUAACCUAAUGGGGACUAAGUUCACUGUCUUUGACAACGCUCUGAAUCCAGACAGAGCUCUUCCAGACAUGUCUAAUGCGCGGCAGGAGAUGGCUGGCAUCGUUUAUGAAACGAAUGUCUUAGGGAUGAAAGGACCCAGAAGAAUGACGGUUGUCAUUCCAGGGAUGGACAAAAACAACGACCGAGUGCCUCUCCGACCAAGAAGUGAUCUUGACGGCUUGUUGAUAAGGCACCAGAAUAGGCGCAUGGAAAAUCUGAUUGAACUUCAAAACAAGACGCCUGUGUGGAAUGAAGAUAGUUCGUCCCAUGUGCUCAACUUCAACGGCAGGGUCACCCAGGCCUCCAUCAAGAAUUUCCAGAUAGUCCAUAGCAAAGACCUUGACUACAUCGUGAUGCAGUUUGGUCGAAUAGCUGAUGACAUUUUCACGCUGGACUACAACUACCCGAUGUGUGCCUUGCAGGCCUUUGCUAUCGCACUCUCCAGCUUUGAUGGCAAAAUCGCCUGCGAGUAA